This is a messenger RNA of Carassius carassius (crucian carp), 3019 nucleotides long. It is a transcript of the gene rabep2, whose product is annotated as rabaptin, RAB GTPase binding effector protein 2. Gene Ontology annotation, biological process: endocytosis. Gene Ontology annotation, cellular component: intracellular membrane-bounded organelle. Gene Ontology annotation, molecular function: growth factor activity; GTPase activator activity. The transcript has 13 exons. The coding region runs from base 194 to 1621 and encodes 475 amino acids. NCBI's taxonomy places the organism in Eukaryota, Metazoa, Chordata, Actinopteri, Cypriniformes, Cyprinidae. The record is from RefSeq and is a predicted model, not a curated record.
GUGUGCGACUCUAGGGAGGAUGGUGAGGUAAUAUCCGCAAGAAUGAACCGGGGAAAGUUGUUUCCUGAACUCUUGGUGCAGUUUUGUUGAAGGCCGGACCUGCUGCACUUCACACAGGAAAAGGAAGACGGAUGUGGGCGAAGAGAAUAAUAACGAAACGAAAGGAAAAUAUCGAGACAAAUGCCGUGAAACCAUGGAAGUGUCGGACACGACAGCAUCGCGCAUUGAGGAGCACAAUGUAGAAGCUGAAGAAGACCUGCAGGCGCAGCUAAUCGAGUGUCGAGCUCAGCUGGAGCACUGGCAGGGUGUGGCGAAGAUCUGUGAGCUUGGCAAACAGGAGGAGCUGCAGGAACUGCAAAAUCAAUGCGACCAGGAGAUUCAGUCCUUGCAGGAGGCUCUGAGAGAAACGGUUGCUCAGUAUGACGCUAGAAUAUCUGUUCUGCAGUCAGAACGAGCACAGUGGAGGAGAGCUGCUUUGCCCAAGGAGACUAAGGUGAUCUCUAAAAAAGGCAAGGUGGAGAGUACCUGUCCUCCACAGGGUGGUUCCCCUCCCCUGCGAGCUGCUGAUCAUGAGGGCUCAGGGUCAGACUCUGAUCCACUGGAGCUGUCAGGAGAGAAUUCAGACCCAGAGACAACAGGCCUUAUGAUGGACUACUUUCCCCAGCACUGUGACUCUGCCUCCCUGUCUUCUUUCUCUCUGGACACACCCUCUUUGCCCCGACAUCCGCCCCCUCAAGAGGACACCGCCUCCCUGGUGUCCACAGGAACACUGGUGCCUGAAGCGAUCUACCUGCCACCGCCGGGGCACAGACUGGUCACACAUGCAGACUGGGACAAAUUGCAAGCACAACUUGUAGAGCUUCAAGAGGAGGUGACCGAGCUUCAAGAGCAGAAAGCUGAGCUGGAGAAAGAACUGGAUGUGCAAAGCACAGAGACACAAAAACAGUUAUCAGUGCUUCAGUCUCAGGUGCAAACAUCUGAGACCCUUCUUCAAGACCUACAGAAAUCUUUUAGCCAGUCACAAAAUGCCGUUCAGAGCAGAUUGGCAGAGCUGUCUUACUCUCAGAAGAGAGUUUGUAAUGAGCUCUCCAAGCUGAAAGGUGAAGACACUGAUGUGGAUGAAAAUAGCCUUCCACCCCACAGUCCAACACUAGAGGCAGCUCACUGUGAGGAGAGGCUUCGUAUUGAAAUAGUCAACCUACAGGAACAGCUGGAGACACGCACUGAGGAGAGCGAAGUUUUAGAAGUGAAGCUUGCCAGCCUGACAGUAGAGACAGACCGCGUACAGAUCCAAAAGGAAAAGUUGGAGGCUGAGCUGCAGGAGUGUCGUGUGGAGGUGCAGGGUCUGCGAGUGGCCCUUUCUCACCUUCAGAAGGAGAACAAAUCUCACAUCCAGGAGAAGGCAGCAUUACAGCAGCAGUGUUUAGAGUGUCGCAGUCAGGUGAUCCGUCUGCGCUCUCAACUAGACACUAGUCAAGCCGUGCAGAAGGAUUUUGUGCAGCUGUCGCAGUCCCUGCAGGUGAAAUUGGAACAGAUUCGCCAAGCAGAAUCUUUGAACCAAGUGAAGCACAUUCUAGGGGAGGAGAUCGAAGACACUGAUUUACCUGCUGAUGCCACAUGAAACUGUAUAAGAAUAGGUGACAUUUUGGCCAAACAAAGGGAAGAGACUCUGGUGGGCAAGGAGGUGGUCCUCAGAAAGGGCCAAGCUGAGGUGGGCUGCCUACAUUAAAAAAAAAAAAAAGCCUACAGUGACAUGAACGAAUCGGCCACUCCUGCACUCAUGGGUUCACACUUCUUCUAAUGAACUCAAACAAUAUGGGGAAAACAUGAUACCUUUUUAAUCUGGACAAACUGGAAUUGCUAACUUGAAUUUUGUGAAAAGCUAAUACACUGACUACUAGCUGUACUAGACUUAGUGCUACUGCAGUGUAAGUUUUAUCUCCCCGACCUAAUCCUUUUUUCCUAAUAGACACCGAUGGAUAUAUAUAUAUAUUACUUAUUUUCAGCAUCUGUCACCAGCAAAAUAAAAACCAAAAAACAUACUGGGGGCAGUUGUAACUUUAUAAUAUAUUUUUUUCCCUAUAUAACCCAGACUACUACAGAUCUACCUUCUAUCGCUAUAAGAAAAAAUUAUAUGUGCCAAAGUAACAAUAUCAUUAAUAAACAUAAAAUGAGAAGGACUGUCAUAAUAUUUAAUAUUAUUCCAUAUAAUGUAUUUUUUGCCUUUAUAUGGUACUAAUUAUUUUAGCUGUCUUAAUGUUUUAAAGUGAAAAAUUAAAUGGUAAAUGCAUUAUAAUUGUUUGAACUGAGAUGCAACCUUUUUACGACACUAUAUUAAUAAGUUAAGUGUAAUUAGUUGUUGACUAGAUGCUAGUCUUACAAUAUAUUAGUGUUUUAAAAAUUAAAUCUUCAAAUUCAUAUCAUUUUUAUUCAGAAGUAGUUACAAUUGCCCCCAGCUUCCCAGCCAUGAUGAAAUCGUUUAUGAUCUCCACCAGCGAUAGUGUUAGCAUAUUCCUUUAAGAGAUAACAUAAAUAUUACUUGAAAUUAAUUGCAUUAAAGCCUUAGACAACCUAAGAAAAUAUUACACCUUUAAAUUUUUUUGUACCUGUUUUUUUUUUUUUUUUUGGAACUUUAUUUCAAAGUGAAACAUUCAUAUUUACUGUUCUCAGACAGAUAGAGAAGUUAUAUUGAAAAGAUGCCAUCACUUUAACCUGAAUAAAGUUUGUGUGUAUUAGUUGCCCCCUGCUAUAAUACUACCUACCCUAGUAUAAUUAUUUGUGCAUUCAAUUUAUGGCCAAAGUCACUUUAAUGGAAAGAGCCAACAUUUCAUUAUGAAGUAUCUGGUGCCUGAGCCAAUGAACAGAGGAGUGAUGAGAUGAUAAAACACUAAAUCUAACUUUGAAUGGAGCUAAUAAAUGUUCAUUCAUAUAAAUGUAACACAUGUUAGUAACAAAUCUGAGUGCAUUACAUGUGUAUAAAAGAAAUAAAGAUUCAACUAAAAGACAGUAACAGACGAUA